AUGCUGCGGGGGGCGCUGCAGUCUCGUGUGCGGCUGCCCCUGCUGUUGCUGCUGCAGCAGCUGCUGCUGCUGCUGCUGCUGCAGCAGCAAUGCAGCGGCCGCAUCCUCGUUGGCUCCUCAGGCGCCUCUUCGACUUCCCCUCAUGAGGCAGCCGCGUCAGGAGCAGCAGCAGCAGCAGCAGCUGCUGCUGCUGCUGCUGCUGCAGCAAACCGCCCGAGCGUCGUCUCUGGGCAGCCGGGCGCCUGCCGAGCAGCAGAGGCGCCUGCUGCCGCAGCAGCAGCAGCAGCAGCGCCCGCAGCAGCAGCAGCAGCAGCAGCGCCUGCAGCAGCAGCAGCAAAAGGCGGCGCUGCAGCUCGGGCGUGUUUGGGAUUUUUCAGCCGGAGCCCGCGCUCCGCGCAUCUGCAGCAGCAGCGCAGCAGCAGCAGCAGCAGCAGCAGCAGGGCGUUUGGGCUGCUGCAGCGAAGCUUGUGGGGCCGGGAGCUGCUGCGCUGCUGCAGCAAAGUGUACAGGGCCUACGUGGGAGUUCCUGCUGCUACUCGCUGGUGGCUGUCUGCUGCUGCGCUGCUGUCGCUGCUGACGGCCUGGCCGCAGCAGCAGCCGCUGCUGCAGCAGCAAACCCUUUGCAUGCACUGGGGGCGUGUGGGGAGGGCCCUGGAAGUCUGGAGGCCCCUCACGGGGGCCCUUUACCAGGGGCCCCCCUCUUGGGGGACUUUGCUGCGGCUUGCUGCAGCAGCAGCAGCACUGCAGCAGCUGGAGGCGACGGAGCGGGGGGCGCUGCUGCAGCAGCCGCUGGACGCUGCUGCUGCUGCUGCGCUGCCUGCUGCGCCGGGGCGGCGGCUGCAGCAGCAGCAGCAGCGGCUGCUGCUGCUGCAGCGCGAGCUGCAGCGCCAGUGGCGCGACCCCCAGGAGUUCGCUGCUGCUGCUGCUGCGGCCUCCGGCACUGCCCACCUGCUGCAGUUCCUGCUGCUGCAGUGUUUGCUGCUGGCAGCAGCAGCGGGGCCCCUCAAAAUGCCCUUCUAUGGGGGCCCCCUUGCUGCUGCUGCUGCUUACCUGCUGAGCCGCAGCAGCCCCCACACUCUCGUGCUGCUGCCGCUGGGCUUCAGGGCCCCACACUGGCUGCUGCCCUUCGCAGCAGCAGCAGCAGACGCGCUGCAGCAGCAGCAGCUGCGCGGGGCCCUGCCCGCGCUGCUGGGCAUUGCCACGGGACACGUCUUCUACCUCCUCAAAAAAGUCAUUCCGGCGAAGACGGGCAUUCAGGUGCUGCCCUUUCCCGCGCUGACUUAUCGUUUGCUGCUGCAGCAAAAGGCAAGAGCAGCAGCAGCAGCAGCUGCUGCUGCUGCUCCUCCUCCUCCCAAAAUAAGCAGCAAAUAUCUAAAGUGA
Messenger RNA from Eimeria necatrix, 1380 nucleotides. RefSeq lists its product as hypothetical. Lineage: Eukaryota; Apicomplexa; Conoidasida; Eucoccidiorida; Eimeriidae. The transcript is spliced from 2 exons. Gene Ontology annotation, cellular component: endoplasmic reticulum membrane; Hrd1p ubiquitin ligase ERAD-L complex. Gene Ontology annotation, molecular function: misfolded protein binding; ubiquitin-specific protease binding. The coding region runs from base 1 to 1380 and encodes 459 amino acids. Gene Ontology annotation, biological process: endoplasmic reticulum unfolded protein response. The record is from RefSeq and is a predicted model, not a curated record.